Messenger RNA from Medicago truncatula (barrel medic), 693 nucleotides. RefSeq names its product secreted RxLR effector protein 161-like. NCBI's taxonomy places the organism in Eukaryota, Viridiplantae, Streptophyta, Magnoliopsida, Fabales, Fabaceae. Bases 1 to 693 code for a protein of 230 amino acids. The record is from RefSeq and is a predicted model, not a curated record. The transcript has a single exon.
AUGUCAAUGAAGAUUGAGUUUGAUAUGACGGAUUUAGGGAAGAUGAAAUAUUUCCUUGGUGUAGAAGUUCUGCAAAAUUCAGACGGCAUAUACUUAAGUCAGAAGAAAUAUGCUUAUGAGCUACUUGAAAAGUUUGGAUUGCAGAAUUGUAACUCUGUUAAGAAUCCUAUAGUUCCUGGAUUUAAGCUGUCAAAGAAUGGAGAAGGUGUUAGGGUGGAUGCUACUGCUUACAAGCAAUUAAUUGGGAGUCUCAUGUACAUUACUGUAACGAGGCCUGAUUUAAUGUAUGUAGUAUGUCUCUUGAGCAGGUAUAUGGCUAAUCCUACUAAGUUGCAUAUGCUGGCAGCAAAGAGGGUUCUUCGUUAUAUAAAGGGGACAACGGAGUUAGGGGUGUUUUAUAAGAGAAUGGAUGACGAAGAAUUGGUGGCUUACACUGACAGCGAUUAUGCUGGAGAUAUUGAUGAUAGAAGGACCACAUCCGAUUAUGUAUUUUUACUGUCUGGUGGAGCAGUCUCAUGGGCAUCAAAGAAGCAGCCUGUUGUAACAUUGUCCACCACUGAGGCAGAGUUUGUGGCAGCCUCCUCUUGUGCUAGCCAAUGUGUGUGGAUGAGAAGGGUGUUGGAGAUUGGGCUCUCACAAAACAAGUGUACUGUUACUAUGUGUGACAACAGUUCAACAAUUAAAUUAUCCUAA